UAUCCAUGUGUGCUUCUCUGGUGAUCAGCACCGGUGUGGACUAAUUCUAAACCGGGAGUGGUCUCCGUUUUAUUUAGAAGAGUGAACGUUAUAACACCAGACGCUUUUAGACGCAUGGCUUUGAAUAAAAGAGACAAUAGAAACGACACCACGUGAUGCUCCCGGCCGCUUGAGAUCACCGCACCGGAACCCAGCGGAGCCUCGUUGGAUGCGAUCAGUGUCUAUGAGGUGAAUGUUGACGACGCCAUUGAAAUGUUACCAAAAUCGAGACGAGCUCUGACCAUUCAAGAGAUUGCGACAUUAGCGCGAUCCUCCUUACACGGUAUUUCCCAGGUAGUGAAGGAUCAUGUGACGAAGCCGACAGCCAUGGCGCAGGGCCGAGUGGCCCACCUCAUCGAGUGGAAGGGGUGGUGCAAGCCGAUGGAUACUUCUGCCGCCCUGGAGUCUGACUUUAAUUCUUACUCUGAUCUCACAGAAGGAGAACAAGAGGCGCGUUUUGCUGCAGGUGUGGCAGAGCAGUUCGCCAUUGCUGAGGCUAAGCUGAGGGCCUGGUCAUCAGUUGAUGGGGACGAGUCCAAUGACGACUCAUACGAUGAAGACUUUCUGCCUGCCAAUGAGCCGACCACACAGAGCACAGAUGUGCCGUCGUAUCCUCCCUACCUAAAAGACCUGAUCCACAGCCAGCUUUGUCAACACCUGGGCCUGCGUGGGCUGUGCUGCGAGGGAGGGGACGACGGAGGCCGAUAUGGAGGGGGCAGCGGUGAGCCGUCUCCCACGGCGGGCUCCCCGGACACUCUGUGCUCCAGCCUGUGCAGCCUGGACGAGCACCACCCGCUGCUGCGUGACCUGGGCGCCCCGCGCGGAGGCCACAGCAACGCCGCCGAGCUCGCCGCUAAGAUCCUGUCAGCACUGCAGGGAGGGGAGGACCUUCUUCUGGCUCGACUUCAGAGGGUGGCGCAGACGGGCCCCGGCAGGGGGGACUGUGGCUUCCACACCCUUGGGGGGAGCGGGCGGGGUGUCGGGCCUCGUGGGGGUCAAGCUUCCCCGUCCUACUCCAUGUCCUACUCUGAGACAUACCUGUCCCCUGGGGAGGACGAUGACACUCCCUGUAAGGACUUGUGCCAGGUGGAGGCCAACGGCGAGGAGUUCCCGCCCGAAUAUGACCCCCGCAGGAGGCUGUCCGACGUUGCCUCUUCAGGAGUUGUUUCGCUCGACGAGGAAGAGGAGGAAGAAGAAGAAACAGUGGGCGAGUCAAACAACCAAUGACUGGUCUCGCCUCAGCGUUACUUAGGUGCCUCCUUCCACCAUGACACCUACAAUGUUUGCUUGAUUUAUUCAUCUGUCUUUGCCUUACUUCAAACAAACUCCUUGCAAUCUCAUCUCUUUGUUUUUUGCAAGCGUCCAAACAAUCAUUUUACCCGCGUGCAAAGAGGACUCGUGCUCAGUUACACCUGACCUGUGCGCCGCAAACCCCACGAAAGAAAAAUGCAGACGGAAUGACUGAGUCCAGAACUCCGAUUUUUCUCUUUGCAUGCGUUCUGCAAGUUGCUGACAUUGGUGGUCAGACCUGAGCACGGUUUGUAAUUUCUCCCCCUUAACCCACCCAGUCCUCCCCACCGCCCCUUUGCAAGACACAAACUAGAGCAUCCUUUUAGGCAUGGCUUGCUGAGUAUGCCAAACUAUUUAUUCCUGUCACGAUUGACUGCUGUGGAACCUCCAAAGUGGAACAUCUAACUCACUUUUUCCGCUAGAGUAUUUUUGUGUUUUGUACCAAAGUGGAACAACGAUACGUGGUAACCUACUGAGAACCUGCCGCCUCUGCAGUGGACAUUUGCGUUUUGCGUAACAAGGCUAUUUUUCUCAAUGAAAUUUGGAACCAAAAAACAAACUGCCACUGCAGCGGAUGCCUGUUCUCAGUAGGAUAUACAAUUGAACCCGCUUAAAAGACUAUUAGCACUAACAAGUUCUCUGUGAAUUUUUUGCUCGUGAAAAUGAAUUUACCAUUAUAUAAAUUGGUUUUAGAGUAGGGCAGCACGGUGGUACUGUACAAGGGUAUAAGUGCAUGUACCUCACAAUACAAAGGUCCUGGGUUCGAUCCUGGGCUCGGGAUCGCUCUCUGUGGAUUUUGCAUGUUUUCCCCGUGACUGCGUGGGUUCCCUUCCACCUCCAAAUACAUGCACCUGGGGAUAGGUUGAUUGGCAACACUAAAUUGUCCCUAGUGUGUGAAUGUGUGUGUGGAUGUUGUCUAUCUGUGUUGGCCCCGGGAUGAGCUGGCGACUUGUCCAGGGUGUUCCCCGCAGCUGAGAUAGGCUCCAGCACCCCCCACAACCCUUAUAGGGACAAUCGGUAGAAAACGGAUGGAUAGAUGGAUCAAUUGGUUUUAGAGUAAUAGGUAGACUACUUGUACUUUGAACGCGCAUUUCCCAUCGCCAGACUCGAUAUGUUGCCCCCUCUAGGCGUGACAUCAUCUACAGAACUGGAUAGACAGUGUGGAUAAAGACAAGUAAAACUUAUUAUUUUAAUUACUUAAUUGCAUGUUUUUGUCGCUCUUGUCAAUGAUAGCUUCCAAAUUGAUAUCGUUAACUUCAUUAGCAAAAAAAGGAAUAAAUGACAAUCACCAUUUCCAGACUUACCAAUUCUUCCAUAGACACCACAGCCUAUGUUUCCUCACUCUUCCAGCAUUUCUUCAAGCCUCUUGAGGAAAAAAUCAGUAGAAGAGGACACAAAAUAGAAUACUAGCGGUUGGCCUUAUUUUUCUUUGUUUUUGAGUGCCGAAUUGCUUUUCUUUCUCCAUUUUUCCACAGGUUCUCACUCAGUCUCUGUCCCCUCGAGGGUGCUCCUGAUUUACGGGAUCACAUUUGGCUUGAGUCUUUAAAAUUCUUCUCAUCUUAAGUCUGACCGAAACCCUUCUUCUUUGAAUUUAGAAUCAUUGAGUCAAUCUCUGCACGUUACACUUCUCUCGCUUGAUCCGUCCCAUUUUGCGCAAGUCCAUUUGACUGAAGAGGUCCGUACUUUCCUCAUUUUAACUUCAUUAGGAAAUGUAUGCAGGCUGACCCCUUCUUUAGUUGCAUCACUACAACCUGCAAAAAUGCAUCUGGCAGACAUGUUUGAUAAUUCCUUCAGUUUCUUUGUUAAAAUACCGUGAUUGGGAUGAAGUUGCUACCAAAAUACAUACCACGCAAUCUCAAAUUGCCUCCAGCUUUCUGUAGUUGACGUCAGUUAUAAGUCAAACUUGUUAGAACACAUGCUUGAAAUCAUUAUAUGGGUCUAUUUUGGGGAGAAUUUUACCUGUAGACGUCAUUUUUAGAUCCAGAACUAUGACAUAAGUGCCAAUUGUGUCCUCAUUUGAAGAGCCCUUUGAGUCGAUUCCUGCUUGCGAUGACUAAACUCAUCAACGCAUUCUUCUUAUUUCUAGUAAGUGUCCACUUAAGUUGAAAAACAUGGUAUACGUACAAUUUUAAACCCAAAGGAGUCAUUUGUAUGAAAAUACGGUCACAUGAGUUGGUUUUACGGCAAUCAAAAACAUAACUUAUUGCAACGUAGUGUAAAUUGUACAAAGCAGAUGCUAAUGCUAAACACGCUUAUAAACACAGAUUAAUUAAUUCCAGCUAGUAUAAACGAUGCACGGUGACACCUUCCUUUUGCCUCAACCUUGUUUUUAAAGCGUUUUACUGUUAAAGUUGUAUUAACUUUACCAAAUGGUGUCCCUGAGUAUUGACAGUCAUCCAGGUCAUUUUACAACGGGACUAUUCAGGUUGUCUUAGAAGACGUUUCGCCGCUUAUCCGAGCAAGCUUCAACAAUUCAUGCUCACAGACUUGCUGUAGCCAGGACAGCUCUAGUCUGAGAGGAUGGUGCAGGAUCCGAAAAUGUAUCUUCCAACCAAGAAUAGUUUUACUCUUUGGUGGUGCAAAACGACAGGCCUCUGUCGGUCGUUUGAUGGAUGAAUGAAUGAUGAGAGGUCUUCAGGACCACCUGAACAGUCCAGGUGCGCUCAAAUCAAUGCCCUGAGUUUAAUAAAUGGUGUUAAUAGUCAUUUAUUUCUGGUAACAGUUCUACGUGAGCUGGUUAAGGAUGUUGAAUUUCUAUUUAUAACUUUGCAGACCACACUUAAUGAUGGCGACAUUGCAUUGAACUCAGAGUACUUUGGAGUUUGACUUUGGAGGUUCCACUAGAUGAGCAAAUGUUGGAAUGUCUCAAAAGUGACAGGACAUUAAUGUAUUUUAACAUGAGAAUGUUUUUAAAAAAAAGAAACGAAGGAUGACUUGUCACAAAAUAUGACAAAUGAAAUGCGUUUCUUGUACUGUUUUUCUAUCACACAAUGGUUGUUGAUCUUAUAUUCCUAUCGGCAUUAUGAUUGAUGGAUAUUUGCCAUAAUAAGCAACUCUACUGGAAUUUUGUGGAUUCCUGCAUGGAACUCACAAUAACUUUUUGAUGUCUUAAACACACACACACAUACACACAUACACAAACACGCACACUCAGCAGCGGUGACAACAACAAAAACACUAAGCUGAAAAAGACAGAAAAGUGAAUGUUUUCUUUUGGGGAAGAAAUGAGGUGGAGAAUUUCUAUAUUUUGUAUACGUUGUCUUGCUUUGAUCUCUAUGCCUCCAUGGCGUGCUGGUGUAUGUGGUUUCUUGCACGAAGCUAUAAUGUGGCUGUACAUUUAUCCUUUUCUUCGUUAUCACUGUGUGAUAUAGUCUCCUUGGGGAGAGAAAAACUCCUAAUGUGAACAAACGUUUUUCUUUGAAUUUUAAUUUGAAGAGGACACUUUAAUUCAAGUCUCGAACUGUUUCGGUUAUGAUCAUCAGAGAGAGCUCUUAUUUGCAGACAUUUUUUUUUUUAAUGCUUGUACGCUUUUAAUGACUUCUGAAAAGCUUUGCCUUUUAAAAUAUUCUUUAAACUCUGUUGUCAUGUUUGCAAAAGGGCAUGUUUCAUUGACUCUUGUCAAGGUUCCCCCAGAGGGACUGUCGUUCAUACAACUCAGGAAAUCCCAUCACACCACAGCAUCUGCAUGCAUAAUACCACUCACCUCGCCUACCACCUGUGUGUGUGUGGGUGUGCGUGUGUUUUUGUCUUCAGAUUUGUCAUUCUGGGCUGGUGUUUGCUCGGGAAAGCCUUACGUACCAAGUUGUUUUCUACAAAUAAUUCAAGCACAUACUUGGCCCCAUUGCCCUGAUUUUAGUUACUUAGAAAAGCCUCAGUGUGUGUGUGUGUGUGUGUGUGUGUGUGUGUGUGUGUGUGUGUGUGUGUGUGUGUGUGUGUGUGUGUGUGUGUGUGUGUGUGCGUGCGUGUGCGUGUGAUGUAUUGUAAGAUGUCAGCAAGCUCCUUGAGCUUGCAGUUUAAUCCGAAAGCCCUCCAACGCAGCCUUUCCCUUUAAACAAUGUCCAUCAUAGCUGAGCUCUCACUGGAGUUUUCACUUUGACUGGUGCUGGAGUUUAUAGAUAACGACAGCAUCGUGUAACCUGGAACCUGUCGAUGUCCAAAAACCUUUCAAGUCCUGGUCGUGUCCAUUUAUGUUGACUUGUGUUCUGGGUUAUAGUAUCCUCAUGGCUUGCGUGGUUUUACAAACGCAGCCGAGGCGUUCAGGGUGUUCAGUUUGAAGACCUUAGGACAGACAAGGCUAUUCAACUGCUUGAUGAGUUCAGUCCAAAACUUGAGAGACGAAUAUUUUUGCAACAAACCCCUAAAAACACUCAAGUGCUCCUGUUGUAUAACCAGUAUAACUCAUUGGAAGUUCCUUGCUUUUAUAUUUUAACCCUGUCUCCAGAAAGCUAAGGACAUGGUCCGGACUGCUCUCUUCAAUAUUAAGUCUUAUUUUGUAUAUUCCAGAGAAUCAGUGAUCUCUACAGCAGUGGUACCGGGCCGCGGAAGAAUUUUUUAUUAAAAAAAAAAAAAUGUUGUUUUUUUAUUGAAUCAACAUAAAAAACACAAUAUACUCUUACAAUUAGUGCACCAACCACAAAAACCUCCCUUUUCAUGACAAAAACGUCCCUUUUUCAUGACAAAUAACAAAAAAAAAAAAAAAAAAGGACCGCGGGACAAAUUAUUAAGCGUUGACCGGUCCGCGGAUACAAAAAGGUUUGGGACCACUGCUCUACAGUACACUUUUGAUUCUGGUUUGUUCAUUUUGUCAGAGUUACAGGAGUGCUUUGCUGUUUUUAAUGACCUUCUGCAAAAAGCUAGUCAAAGAUCAUCUCUAUGACAACAUUGAAGUGUUUUUAGUAAUCUCCUGCAAUAAUGUGAGGAUCCCACAAGUUGUUUUGAAAUGAACUUGCCAGCUACCAGUUGAAUAGCCCAAAUAAUGAAAAUGAGAGGACCUAAAAUGGAACCCUGAGGAACACCACUAAUAUAGCUAAAUAAGUUGAACACAUGACUACUGACUGCAUCUGAAGUAAGCAAGCUACGGCAACACCUUAGUUACAUGAAUCAAACAAACUGCCAAAAGGAGAGGACUUAAAGGGGUGCUUAGCGAAACGCCUCAGUAGUAUGAAUCACAAGUUUGGCCCCCGGUGUUCUAUGUUUGAUUGCAAAGGUUAAAAAGCCAAUGUAAGGAUUUGCUAAUGUGUCCAACGGAAGCACUCCUGCUUUUUUAGGAAUUUUUGUCUCCCAAGUUUGAACGGUUGAAUAGCUCUACCCUAAAAACUAGCAUCCACUACACAAGACACAUUUAUUUUGCACAACAGGGUUAUUUUGUUUGGGAAUUUGUGAAUGAUAAAAUAAAUACACACAAAUCCAAUGUCUACUGCAGAGGAUUGCUAAUAGUGAAGAGAGAAGUACGGUCCCCUGGUUCCUAGCUUUCUGGAAAUGUCACUCCAUGAACAAUUUUGUUUGAAGAUCCCCGCCUUAGGAGUUCAGCUUUGCUAUUUCCAGAGGACGUGGUCCUGUUGGCCUCAUGAAGCUGUGACCUUCAGCGUUUGCUGGGGCGAUUCAAAGCUGAGUGUGACGCUUCUGAGAUGAGAGUCAGCACCUCCCAAUCUGAGGCUAAGGCUCUCAACCAGAAAAGUGUGGAUUGCACCCUUCGAGUCGCAAGUGAGUUCAAGUAUUUCGGUAUCUCGUUUAAAUGUAAGGGAAGGCAGGAGCGGGAGAUCGUAAUGCGAUUGCUGACUGUUGUGGUGGAGAUAGAGAUAGGCCAAUAGGCAAAACUCCGACUUACAGGCCGAUCUACUUGCCAACCGUCACCUAUAGUCACAGGUUUUAAGUGGUGAUUUAAAGUGUAAUAUCACACAUACAAGCGGCCGAAAUAAGUUUCUAUGUAAAGUGUUUGGUGUCAGCUUAUGUCAGGGGUUGAGAACCUUUUGGCAGAGAGAGCCGUGAAAGCCAAAAUUUUUUAAAAGUAUUUCCGUGAGAGCCAUAUAAUAUUUUUUAACACUGAAUACAACUAAAUGUGUGCAUUUUUAAAGGCCUACUGAAACCCAGUACUACCCACCACGCAGUCUAUUAGUUUAUAUAUCAACGAUGAAGUAUUAACAUUGCAACACAUGCCAAUACGGCCUUUUUAGUUUACUAAAUUGCAAUUUUUAAAUUUCCCAGGAGUUUUGUCUUGAAAACGUCGUGUAAUGAUGACGUGUACGCAAGACGUCACGGGUUUUAAGGAAGUAUGAGCGCUGCGGAAACACACAGCUAAAAGUCGUCUGCAUUAACCGCAUAAUUACACAGUAUUUUGGACAUCUGUGUUGCUGAAUCUUUUGCAAUUUGUUCAAUUAAUAUUGGAGAAGUCACAGUAGAAAGAUGGAGUUGGGAAGCUUUAGCCUUUAGCCACACAAACACACGGUGAUUCCUUGUUUAAAAUUCCUGGAGGUGAAACUUUACUAUGGAUCAGAGCGCGGUCAAGCAAACAUGAAUCACGACGGAAUGUCAACCAGCAGGUUUCGGUUAGAAAAUAGUGUUAAAAAGUCGCUUCUUACCGGAGAAAAGCUGAGCUUGUGCCGUCCAUAGCUGCCGUCGACUUCCCUGAGACACUGUGCGUCAACACACCCGUGGACACACCCCUUCGACUAUCAGGUACUAUUAAACUCACUAAAACACUAGCAACACAUAGGAAAGAUAAGGGAUUUCCCACAAUUAUCCCAGUAAAUGUGUCUAAAAACAUCGGAAUCCGUCCCAAUGCAAUCGCGUUUUUUUUGUUUGUUUUUUCUACUCCGUCGCUAUCAAUAUCCUCAAAAACAAAUCUUUCAUCCUCGCUCAAAUUAAUGGGGAAAUUGUUGUUUUCUCGGUCCGAAUAGCACUUUUUGUUGGAGGCUCCCAUUAAAAUCAAUGUGAAUAUGUGAGGAGCCAUCAAACGUGACGUCAUCGUCUGCGACUUCCGGUAAAGGCAGGGCUUUUCUCUUAGCACCGAAAGUUGCGAACUUUAUCGUGGAUGUUCUCUACUAAAUCCUUUCAGCAAAAAUAUGGCAAUAUCGCAAAAUGAUCAAGUAUGACACAUAGAAUGGACCUACUAUCCCCGUUUAAAUAAGAAAAUCUCAUUUCAGGAGGCCUUUAAGUAAGACCAAUAUUUUUAGAGUAUAACAAGUAGCUCAUUCCUUUUAAUAAAAUAGUUUUUCUGACGCUAAUAAUAAAUAAAAAUACUUCUUACCAUUAAUGCGACUUCUUGAACAGGUGCGGUAGGAAAUGGAUGGAUGGAUGGAUUAAAAAGCAUGAGAAUUUUUAAUGUUUUAAACGUUAUUGUUAACACCAGCGGAAUUGUUCAUUACAUAAAGUGUUAAGCAAUGUCAGCUAAGAUUUAUCUACGAACCAGAUGCUGUCAUCAAAAGAGCCACAUCUGGCUCGAGAGUGAAAGGCUGACAUUUACAUCCAAAAAAUGUCUCUAGUUAUAAGAAAAAAAUAUGUAAUAAUCAAAAAAUAAAAUAUACAUACAUUUAAUUAAUAUGUUAAAUAAAUUUUACUAACAAUUAUAAUAAAGUAUAAAUGCAUUACAUGAAUAAAGUUGUAAAACAUGAAAGAAAAAAGUCAACAAAAACAAACCUCAAGCUGUGCCUUUCAUUCGUCACCUUUGACCUCCCAAGUUGCAUCACCCUCAUCGUCAUUCACGCUGUCAUUCGCAUUUUUCUGUCCCGCAGCGUCGUCCUCUUGGGUGACAUUAUACGUCAGCUGAUGUUUCACCGCGUUGUGAACGCAUCACUGCCUCUCCUGCUUCUUUUUUUUCCCAUUUGUCAACCGACUCUGUCCCUCGUCUGUCCCUCCAAACGUGUCGCCAUCCUUGUCCAAGGUUCUGUGUGUGUAUGCCACAGACAAGGCGGAGGGUCGCUCAUGUCAAUACUUUGUAUUUUCACCGUCUGUCUCAUUAAUUAUACAUACACGCGGUGACAUGUAACUAUUUGUCCUUACAGUGAACACACACACAUACACACACACCAACAUGCUGACAGCCUGAUGAAUGUCUCCCCUAGCUGUCUCUACCAUUUCCUGCUGUCUCAUCAUCUCCUUUUCUCCCACCCUUUUGUCUGCAUCCUUACAUCUCUACCUCCCCUCCUCUCCUUUCCACCUUCCUCCAAUUUUGCACGAAUGCCGCUCAUUUUCUACCUAAAAAGGCUUCUUAAUACUACCUUUGCAGACAAAAAAUUAGCCUGCUUCCUUUAAAAAAACAACACGUGAUGUGUGUCUUUUUCACCCUCUGGUCUUUUUCCGUCUCCCUGGUCGAAGGUUGCUUUUCACACUAGCAUUUUAAUCAAAAUGUGGAAACUCUUUAGUAUGGGGAACAUAUUCUAAGUAACAAAGACUUAAAGGCCUACUGAAACCUACUACUACCGACCACGCAGUCUGAUAGUUUAUAUAUCAAUGAUGAAAUAUUAACAUUGCAACACAUGCUAAUACGGCCGGUUUAAUUUACUAAAUUGCAAUUUUAAAUUUCCCGCGAAGUAUCCUGUUGAAAAUGUCGCGGAAUGAUGACGCGUAUGAUGUAGCGGAGAUGUUCUUCCUGCACCGCUCACGGCUAAAAGUCGUCUCUUUUCAUCGCAUAAUUACACAGUAUUCUGGACAUCUGUGUUGCUGAAUCUCUUGCAAUUUGUUCAAUUAAUAAUGGAGAAGUCAAAGACGAAAGAUGUAGGUUGCAAGCGGUUUAUUGCAGCUGCCUUUAGCAACACAAACACAGCCGGUGUCUCCUUGUUUACAUUCCCAAAGGUGAAGCUCUACUAUGGAACAGAGCGGUCAAGCGAACAUGGUUCCCGACCACAUGUCAAACCGGCAGGUUUCGGUGAGAAAAUUGUGGUAAUAAGUCGGCUCUUACCGUAGACAUGAGCGGAGCUUGCGUCCUCCUUCAGCUGCGGACUCUCUUACCUCGUCCCACCGGAGACAUUGGCGGUCACCACACCCGUGGACACACCCCUAUGACUUUCAGGUACCAUAUAAUCUCACUAAAACACUAGUAACACAAUAAGAAGAUAAGGUUUUUUUUAGAAUUAUCCUAGUAAAUGUGUGGAAUAAUAUCUGAAUCGCUCUCACUGCCCUCGCCUUUUUCUUUUUUUCUAGUCCUUCAUUCUCACUAUCCUCAUCCACGAAUCUUUCAUCCUCGCUCAAAUUAACGGGGAAAUCGUCGCUUUCUCGGUACGAAUCGCUCUCGCUGCUGGUGGCUAUGAUUGUAAACAAUGUGAGGAUGUGAGGAGCUCCACAACCCGUGACGUCAUGCGCACAUCGUCCAAAAGUUGCGAACUUUAUCGUCGAUGUUCUCUACUAAAUCCUUUCAGCAAAAAUAUGGCAAUAUCGCGAAAUGAUCAAGUAUGACACAUAGAAUGGACCUGCUAUCCCCGUUUAAAUAAGAAAAUGUCAUUUCAGUAGGCCUUUAA
Molecule: messenger RNA, 10781 nt
Organism: Nerophis ophidion (straightnose pipefish)
Lineage: Eukaryota; Metazoa; Chordata; Actinopteri; Syngnathiformes; Syngnathidae
Gene: fam131ab
Product: family with sequence similarity 131 member Ab
Exons: 5
Coding region: 253-1266 (337 amino acids)
Source: RefSeq, a predicted model, not a curated record